Austrofundulus limnaeus is the source of this 2382-nucleotide messenger RNA. Its product is annotated as eukaryotic initiation factor 4A-I. Bases 37 to 1251 code for a protein of 404 amino acids. NCBI's taxonomy places the organism in Eukaryota, Metazoa, Chordata, Actinopteri, Cyprinodontiformes, Rivulidae. The transcript has 11 exons. The record is from RefSeq and is a predicted model, not a curated record. Gene Ontology annotation, molecular function: RNA helicase activity; ATP binding; nucleic acid binding.
UAAGGACUUUCUGCCCCACUUUCUUUCUUUGAAAUAAUGUCGGCUGAAUAUGAUAACAGAGACAAUGGCCCAGAGGGCAUGGAGCCUGAUGGUAUCAUCGAGAGCAACUGGAACCAGAUUGUGGACAGCUUUGAUGAGAUGAACCUGCGGGAACAUCUCCUCAGGGGAAUCUAUGCCUAUGGUUUUGAGAAGCCAUCUGCUAUUCAGCAAAGGGCUAUUAUCCCUUGUAUCAAGGGUUACGAUGUUAUUGCUCAGGCCCAGUCUGGCACUGGGAAAACGGCCACCUUUGCCAUUUCCAUUCUCCAGCAGAUUGAUAUCGAGAUGAAAGCCACUCAGGCUCUGGUUCUGGCUCCCACCAGGGAGUUGGCUCAGCAGAUCCAGAAGGUGGUGCUGGCUCUGGGUGACUACAUGGGUGCCAGUUGUUACGCUUGUAUYGGAGGAACCAGCAUCCGCAGUGAGGUCCAGAAGCUUCAGGCAGAAGCCCCUCACAUUGUGGUGGGAACCCCGGGCCGAGUCUUUGACAUGUUGACUCGCAAAAACAUCUCUCCUAAGUACAUCAAAAUGUUUGUGCUGGAUGAGGCUGAUGAAAUGCUGAGUCGAGGAUUCAAGGACCAGAUCUAUGAGAUCUUCCAGAAGCUGUCGACCAGCAUACAGGUGGUCCUGCUGUCGGCCACAAUGCCAGCUGACGUCUUGGAGGUCACAAAGAAAUUCAUGCGAGACCCGAUCCGGAUCCUUGUGAAGAAGGAGGAGCUGACCCUUGAGGGUAUUCGCCAGUUUUACAUAAACGUGGAGAAAGAGGAGUGGAAACUGGACACGUUAUGUGAUUUGUAUGAAACCCUGACUAUCACACAAGCUGUCAUCUUCAUCAACACGAGAAGGAAAGUGGACUGGCUGACUGAGAAGAUGCACGCUAGAGACUUCACUGUUUCUGCUCUGCAUGGUGACAUGGACCAGAAAGAACGGGAUCUGAUCAUGAGGGAGUUCCGAUCCGGUUCCAGUAGAGUCCUCAUCACCACUGAUCUGCUGGCCAGAGGCAUUGAUGUCCAGCAGGUGUCCCUUGUUAUCAACUAUGACCUGCCUACUAACAGAGAAAACUACAUCCACAGAAUUGGUCGAGGUGGUCGUUUUGGCAGGAAGGGCGUGGCCAUCAACAUGGUGACUGAAGAUGACAAACGGACCCUCAGAGACAUUGAGACUUUCUACAACACCACGGUUGAAGAGAUGCCUAUGAAUGUGGCAGAUCUCAUCUAGAUUCCACAUGCUCUUUAUGCCCCAUUCUGCUUAUUUUAGAAGUAAAGUCUUUUUAACUUCAUGUUCUGAUCUUAUGUUUAAUCUCUUCUCUCUCACACACAUACACACACACACACACUCUUGAAAUUGUUGUUGCUUAUCUUGGAAUGACUGCUUACUGAACAGCUUCAUCUGUCAAAUCAACCUUGUGUCAACCAGAACAGCCUUUAAGACUAAAUUGAACAGUUCCUCCUUGAUUAAAGGACUCAUUGAGUUUAUUUGGCUCGGUUGAUAAAUAAGUAUCUUCCUGGACUGAGUGUUGGCAAACUGCAGCAUGCACAGGACCUCCCAACAUCUGUCACCAAGGCAGCAGUCCUGUUGAGUUUUGUGCAUGUGGAGAAGAAAACCCAUGUGAAAUGUGUCGUGGCAGAAGCAUUUUACAUGUUUAGAGCUCUGACAGGAAACAUGUCCAGCUCUGAAUACCCAAUGAUAAUUUAGAAAUUAAAGUGUACUCCAGUAGAUGAAAUACUAAAGUGGGGCUAAUGUCCUUAUUGAAUCCAUGUCCGAGGUCUAGAAUAGUUAGGCUCCCUGGUGGUAAACACUUUCCUCAGCUGUGGCCGGUGACAUGCUGGCAGCAUCACAGCUCAACUGUAGUUUAAUACCAGGCUUUGUACAGCUGGGAGGUGUUGGAUUUGACCAGAUGAGUAUUUAUGGACUUCAGUAAACUUUCUCAUUCAUGAUCAUGUUUGAAGAAAGCUGUUCUGGGAGCAUGUGAAGCUUAUUUACCACGGACUUGUAUAUUCAGAAGAUGUGGUUUACCGUGUUGAGGUCUGAAAGGUUCCCCUCAGCUCCAGACUGCCUGGUGGGAUUUUCAGCCUCAUGCCUUUUUGUUUGUUUGUUUUUGUUUUCUUACUUUUUGAAAAGGGUGGUGGCAAGUGAUUAAAAAAAGACCAAACUACAAAAUGAAAUUGUCAUUUUUAGCAUAUCGAUAUAAAAAAGCAUUUCUUAGACUGAAGGUCUCCCCCUCCUCUCCCCCAGCCUCUAACACAGGAUGUUGACCUUUUGAGACAGUGCAUCAAGUUUUCUACAUUGGUUUCUGUAAAGUAUUUAUUUCAAUGGUCUUUAAAACAAAUAAAGGUUUUUCAUUUUUAA